GUGUGUUUGUAGUUAAUUUAUUUACAUAAUCGUGAGAAAUAUUUCAUAGAUUUUUGUUGUAAUAAUAAUAAUAACAUUUUAAUUUUGCUCUUACAUCAUUUAAAUAAUCUUAAAAUUAUUACAAAACUAAAAUAGUUACGUAAAGAGGUGAAUGCAACUUUGCGACACGAAUUACUUCGAUAUUUUAAUGAAAAAUCAUGUCAAAAUGUUACGAAAUCUUAGAUUUUAGUUAAAAAAAAAAAAGUCGUUUCAAAUCAAACAUUACGUAGCAUUAAUUCGUGUUAUCGAACAUAUAACCAAUCUGUUAUUUACAGGAUUGAGAAAUGUGACCUUUGAACUCUGAACUCUGUAACUGAACUUAUGAUAAUUUUCAUUUUGAUGUAUCAAAUUACUUUAUUUGUUGUUAACUGAUAAGAAAAAUAGAAGGAAAAUAUAAACGUAUUAAGAGGAAAGUUAGGAAUUUGAUUUAUGUAUUAGCCUUCUAAUAAAAGAAGGAAAGUCUAAUUCAAAUUUCAUUUCGUUACUUCGACAUGUUUUUAAAGGGUCUUAAGCUUGCAAAUGCACUUAUUAGGCAGAAAUGGCAACGAAAUUUUGCUACGUCGUACCAGUUAUGCAAUGCCAAAGAAUUCGCAAAAGAAAGGAAGGGUGGCAAAGUUUAUAUUGUUGGGGCAUCUAUGACACCUUUUAUAAAGCCCGAAGAGACUUCAGAUUAUCCAGAAAUGGUUAAAGAUGCCAUGGUCGGUACUCUUUCCGAUGCUAACCUGAAAUAUGAUCAAAUACAACAAGCUUUUGUAGGCUAUGUGUUUGGGCAAUCUACCAGUGGACAAAGAGCUCUUUACGAUAUUGGGAUGACUGGCAUACCUAUAUGUAAUGUUAAUAAUAAUUGCUCCACCGGUGCCACGGCCCUAUUUUUAGCUUAUAGUACAAUUGCUGGUGGUUUGAAUGAUUGUGUACUUGCUAUAGGAUUCGAGAAAAUGCACAGAGAAUCGUUAAGAAGCCCUCUUUUUACAGAUAGAGCAAUGCCAGUAGGUAAACAUUGCCUAGUUUUGAGUGAAAAAUAUGGCAUUAGUGAAGUACCAAUGGCGGCACAAAUGUUCGGUGCCGCUGGUAGAGAACAUAUGGAAAAGUUCGGAACCAAAAAAGAGCAUUUCGCAAUGAUAGCGUGGAAGAAUCAUAAGCAUUCGGUAAAGAAUAAAAAUGCCCAAAUGCAACAAGAAUAUAGUUUAGAGGAGAUCUUAAACUCACCAGUCAUCUAUGAACCAUUAACUAGGCUUCAGUGCUGCCCGGUUUCGGAUGGAGCAGCAGGAACAAUAUUGGCAUCAGAAGAAUUCGUUCGGGAGCACAGAUUAGAAAAACAAGCCGUGGAAAUUUUAGGUAUGGAAAUGGGAACCGAUUUUCCGAGUACAUUCGAAGAAAACAGCUGUAUCAAAAUGGUGGGAUUCGACAUGACAAAAAAAGCUGCGGAAAAAUUAUACCGCAAAACGGGUAUUUCUCCAAAGGAUGUCGACGUAGUCGAAUUGCACGAUUGCUUUUCGACUAACGAAUUAAUCACGUACGAAGCACUUGGAUUAUGUGACGUCGGAAAGGGUUCUACAAUGGUAGAAUCUGGUGAUAAUACUUACGGAGGAAAAUAUGUAGUGAAUCCUAGCGGUGGGUUAAUUGCAAAGGGGCAUCCUUUAGGCGCUACAGGUUUGGCUCAAUGUACCGAACUCUGUUUACACCUAAGAAAUAAAGCAGGGGAUAGACAAGUACCUAAUGCCAAACUAGCUUUGCAACAUAAUAUCGGAUUAGGUGGAGCAACGGUUGUGGCAUUAUAUAAAUUAGGUGAAUUUUCGUAAUUGUUUACCAGUUUACGCUUUAAUGCGUGAAGAAACUUUCUAAAAACGUGAACGUAUUCACUUUCAAAUUACUCACGAGUGAAUAUUAUGGUCUAUUUAUCAUUACAUAAACUUACUAUCGUGAAAUGUUAAGCGUAAAGUUUACACAAGCAUGCGUCAUGAAUGAGAUUUCAAGUGAUAUAUAGCACAUAAUUCAAAACAAUCUAAACAUAGAAUUAGUUUUGUAGUUUAAAUACAGGAGACGUUCAUUGAAUGUCCCAUUUCAUUCAAUAAAUAAAUAUUUCUAUAAUGUGAAGUAGGCCUAUAUAUUUUUAUAUGAAAUAUAAUAUUUAAAAAAAUUAAACUUUUGUAUUUAUAGAUGAGUUUUGUAUAUAUAUUCUACUCACAUUCAAAUAAAGUGGCACGAGAGUGCCAGCAUUAAGUUUGGAAUGAUGGGAAAGGCAAGGGCGAUCUGCCAUGGAGGUGCCUUUCGGGAGAACUUUCUAUGGGAAACUGAUUUAGGUGUUAGAACCAGCGACCAUCAAGUAUUCAUGGUUUUAUCCACUCGGGAAAUGGUGGGCAGUACAAAUAUGUGCCGUAUUUCUAUGAAGAAAGUCCUGGUUCGGGUUAAAUUACCACUCAAAGUAUAUUCGUAAUUUUCUUUUCCACACUAAACUAACGAGUGAUAUGAUCAUUAAUUAUUUAUCAUUAAUAUAUAAGAUGACAGGCGGAUAGUCAACGCGGUUAAGACCUCAACUUACUGUUCUGGAGGACCCGGGAUUGAAACCUGACGGUGGAAAAAAAUACCAGGAAGUUUUGGGGGUGGUUGUCCCGAAUAUUUCGUGCUCCGUCGCUCAUCAACAUAUCUUCCAUUGUUUCAGUCAGGCCAGUUAGCCUGGCCGAACCCACGAUGGGCCUGAAAGAUGUCCACAGGGCAGAGAGGAAAACUAUAUUUUUUCCUCUAUAUAUACAAGUUAUUACUAUAAUUUUAUAAAUACGUUAUUAUGGAGAGAUAAGGCUAUAAAAUGCUCCACCUAGUUGGAGAAAAGAAAUUUUUUUCAGUCUAUUGUUUUUGUUUUUUUUUUAGUCACGCUAUUAUAUACAAGCUUCACUCAAGCGUGCAAAGAUGAAAAACGAUUGCAGUUCUUGUAUUUCCUAUUCGUGCAUACUAGAAACUAGAUAGAGAAUAUUGCGGAAAAUAAUUAUUAAUUUUUAUCCAUAUUCAAUUAGAUUCAAAAAUUUAACAAAAUUAAUAAUUUAGUUUAAUUUUUAGUUUGAUAAGCAUGAUUUUAAGGCCAAAAUUGAAUUGGGGAGGUGAAUGUUGUUUAAAAAGAAUCCAAAAAGAAAAUUAACAGAUUAUUUUAAUAAAUAGAAAUCUCGAAUACAAAUACAACUUUUUUAAAAAAA
Molecule: messenger RNA, 3224 nt
Organism: Centruroides sculpturatus (bark scorpion)
Lineage: Eukaryota; Metazoa; Arthropoda; Arachnida; Scorpiones; Buthidae
Product: non-specific lipid-transfer protein-like
Exons: 2
Coding region: 531-1838 (435 amino acids)
Molecular function (GO): acyltransferase activity, transferring groups other than amino-acyl groups
Source: RefSeq, a predicted model, not a curated record